CCACCGCCACUCCACCACCAGUCAGCUGGCGCCGCUCGGCGAAGCUCAGCUGCUGAAGUUUGUCGCGGACCAAAACAGAAAUCGUCACGACGUUUGCGAAGUUCGAAGAUACGUCCCCGCCGUUUCUAAAUCGCGCUUCGAUCUGCACUUUGUCAAGUCGCCCGUCGUCAACCCUCCCAAUCAUGGUAUCCUGCUCGCACUACCGCGACCUGCUGCAGAGGGAGCGGGCAGCCAUCGCCGGCCUGUGCGAUGAAUGGCAGAGGGUUUUGGAUUUUGCUGCCGCCUCCAGCGACAAGGACAAGGACAGCGGCCUGCCCAUCCCGGAAGACGUGUGUGGCAAGAUUCAGAUCGCAGUCGGGCAAGCACAACUCCUAAUGAGAAAAAAAUUUGUGCAAUUCAGUGGGCUCAUACAGGCCUGUGAAGAAGAUUCAGCUGAGAGACCACCAGUCACUGUCGAGGAUUUGCAGGGUUUCUGGGAGCUGGUUCAUAUCCAGGUGGCUGACAUUCAUAGUAAAUUCUCAGAGGUUGAUAAACUGCGGGAUAACAACUGGGAACCUUUACCUCUCCAAGAAAACCAGCGCAAACCUCUUGGCAAUUUGAAUAAACCUGCUGCAAAUGGUCCUCAGCGUCGGAAGCCAGCUUCUGUUGUCACGAAAGACUUCUCUAUGGAAGCCAAAGAGAGACUUGCACAAGCUAAGGCUAUGAUUCGAAAGCGAAUGAAGGAGCAGUGUUGUCAAUAGGAAAAUGGAGUAUUUCAUGUUGUAAUUUUUUUUGUGAAAGUCUGUUUGUUAUAUUAUGUCAAUUCAACUGUAUUCUAUUAGUAUUCAAGUUUUAUGUUGUGGUUUUUAUUAUGUAAUCUAAAUUGUUUGCUCAGAUUGGUGUAGUGGUUUUUAUUAUGUAAUCUAAAUUGUUUGCUCAGAUUGGUAGGUUUAGACACUAAGUUGGAUUGGAAAUGUCUGUGAUGUACCAUUAACCUGCCUUUUAUAUAUGUUUAAAACUAUUUAUCAUAGGACAAUUGUGCCAAAUAGCUCUGAACUAAUGUAAGAUUUUAACGAAAAUAAAUUUUUUCUAUCAAU
Thrips palmi is the source of this 1076-nucleotide messenger RNA. RefSeq names its product disks large-associated protein 1-like. Gene Ontology annotation, biological process: signaling. The coding region runs from base 183 to 740 and encodes 185 amino acids. The transcript has 4 exons. The record is from RefSeq and is a predicted model, not a curated record. NCBI's taxonomy places the organism in Eukaryota, Metazoa, Arthropoda, Insecta, Thysanoptera, Thripidae.